GCUCUGUGCAAGGGCUGCCGGUGUCUGGAGCUGGACUGUUGGGAUGGGCCAGGCCAGGAGCCGGUCAUCUACCAUGGCUACACCUUCACCUCCAAGAUCCUGCUGAGCGACGCGCUGCGGGCCAUCCGGGACUACGCCUUCAAGGUGUCCCCAUACCCCGUCAUCCUGUCCCUGGAGAACCACUGCAGCCUGGAGCAGCAGCGUGUGAUGGCCCGGCACCUGCGGGCCAUCCUGGGGCCCAUGCUGCUGGACAAGCCACUGGAUGGGGUGACCACCAGCCUGCCCUCGCCCGAGCAAUUGAAGGGGAAGAUCCUGCUGAAGGGGAAGAAGGUCGGGGGGCUGCUGGCCCCAGGAGGGACGAGUGGCUCGGAGGCGGCAGACGUAUCAGACGAAGAUGAGGCCGCGGAGAUGGACGACGAGGCCGUGAGGAGCCGCGUACAACAUAAGCCCAAGGUUAUUUCUGGACAACAGCUGCCAAAAGUCAAUAAGAACAAGAAUUCCAUCGUGGACCCCAAGGUGACGGUGGAGAUACACGGCGUGGGCCGGGACAUGAGCAGUCGCCACACGGCUGUGGUCACCAACAAUGGCUUCAACCCCUGGUGGGACACAGAGUUUGAGUUCGAAGUGGCGGUGCCGGAGCUCGCCCUGGUGCGGUUUAUUGUGGAGGAUUACGAUGCCUCCUCGAAGAACGACUUCAUCGGCCAGAGCACCAUCCCCUGGGGCAGCCUCAAGCAGGGCUACCGUCAUGUCCAUCUCUUGUCUAAAAAUGGGGAUCAGUAUCCAUCAGCCACGCUCUUUGUGAAGAUCUGCAUCCAGGACUAGAGUUGGGGUCUUGGGGUUUGCCCUGAUUGGACCAGGCCUUGCAUCUGUAGUUAGGGCAAGGUCAGUGUGACCUUGGAUCCACAGUUAGGGCAAGGACACUGUGACUGCAGAUUCACAUCCGGGACAAGGAUGUGAUGACCACAGAUUCACACCUGGGACAAGGAUGGUGUGAUCCUGGAUCCACGCCCAGGGCAAGGAUGGUGUGACCACAGAUUCAUACCUCGGACAAGGAAGGUAUGAUCCCAGAUCCACACCCAGGCCAAGGAUGGUGUGAUCCCAGAUCCACACCCAGGCCAAGG
Dipodomys ordii (Ord's kangaroo rat) is the source of this 1121-nucleotide messenger RNA. RefSeq names its product 1-phosphatidylinositol 4,5-bisphosphate phosphodiesterase delta-1-like. Gene Ontology annotation, molecular function: phosphatidylinositol-4,5-bisphosphate phospholipase C activity. The transcript is spliced from 6 exons. The annotation marks the transcript as partial. The record is from RefSeq and is a predicted model, not a curated record. Gene Ontology annotation, biological process: lipid metabolic process; phosphatidylinositol-mediated signaling. Lineage: Eukaryota; Metazoa; Chordata; Mammalia; Rodentia; Heteromyidae.